Molecule: messenger RNA, 918 nt
Organism: Pterocles gutturalis (yellow-throated sandgrouse)
Lineage: Eukaryota; Metazoa; Chordata; Aves; Pterocliformes; Pteroclidae
Gene: PM20D2
Product: peptidase M20 domain containing 2
Exons: 6
Molecular function (GO): dipeptidase activity
Source: RefSeq, a predicted model, not a curated record
CCUGACUGUGCGUUUGUGCUGCAGAUCUCGGUGCUGGGGACGCCUGCGGAAGAGCAAGGAGGAGGGAAGAUAGAGUUGAUAAAGGCUGGAGCGUUUGGCGGCCUGGAUGUGGUUUUUAUGGCACACCCCUCGCAAGAAAACGCGGCUUACCUGCCCGAUGUGGCCGAGCACGAUGUGACUGUGAAAUACUAUGGAAAAGCUUCUCAUGCUGCUGCUUAUCCUUGGGAAGGAGUUAAUGCAUUAGAUGCUGCUGUUCUUGCAUACAACAAUCUGUCUGUUUUAAGACAGCAAAUGAAACCGACCUGGAGAGUUCAUGGUGUAAUAAAAAAUGGUGGUGUGAAACCUAACAUCAUUCCUUCUUACACUGAACUAGAGUUUUACUUGCGUGCCCCUUCGAUUAAAGAUCUUUCUGUUCUGACAGAGAAGGUUGAGAACUGCUUCAAAUCUGCAGCACUGGCCACAGGAUGCAAAGUGGAAAUAAAAGGUGGUGAAAAUGAUUACUACAAUGUACUUCCAAAUAAGAGCCUGCAGAACGUUUACAAGGAGAAUGGAAAGAAGCUUGGAAUAGAGUUUGUAUCAGAAGACUGUAUCUUGAAUGGUUUGUCAGGUUCCACGGACUUUGGAAAUGUUACAUUUGUAGUCCCAGGGAUUCAUCCUUAUUUUUAUAUUGGCUCUGAUGCAUUGAAUCAUACUGAGCAGUACACAGAAGCAGCAGGGUCACAGACUGCUCAGUUCUAUGCUUUGCGCACAGCAAAAGCUUUGGCAAUGACAGCACUGGAUGUCAUUUUCAAGCCAGGUCUGCUAGAAGAAAUCAGGGAAGACUUCAGACAGGUGAAGCUAAAAGAAGAGGGGCAAAUAAACCAAGUAGAGCCUAAGCAAGAAUCUGGUGUUGGCAUAGGAGCGUGUGCAUCACGCUAA